UUUUGGUCUAAAUUUAUUUUUUGUCUUACGUUUAUAAAUAAGUCGGACUCUGGUUGAAAUUUGAUCAAAAUCUUCAUUAAACUUUGAAUUUUGAACUAUGGCGUAAUGAAUUAGGAUUUUGCAAACAUUUAGUUACCUAUUUCUGGCAAAGUUUUUGAAUGUCCCGUGUUUUAUUUAAAGUUUUAUCGUUAUUUUCAUUGACUGUAAAACUGUAUCAUCCAUUUUAAUUUUUAAUUUUUUAAAUUUUGAGAAUUUACUAUUUGUCAAUUUGCUACUAAAAUAGACAGUAUAUUAUAUUUGUGCAAUUAAAAUAAAAUAAUUACCCAAAAUAUUUGUCAAUUGUUUUGCAAACUUAACACGAGCUGUGAUCUUGAGGUCUAGAAGUAGUAAAAGUAAAUAAACAAUAAAAAUGGGAAAUUCGUCUGGCAGCCAGAGAGAUCAGGCAUUCUCAGACUCCUGUGACGACUUAACAACAUACUCGAUAGCACAAGCCACAGAAGCGUUAGAAUAUUACAAUAUGGGGAGGCAGCCUCCAAGAUAUAAGCUGACAGAAAAUGGAUGUGGAAUAAAGAGAUUGUCCGACAGGCUGUCAGAGUCUAGUGACAUCCCGACGACACCCAGCACGAUACCAACACUUUUUAGGUGGACAAAGGCCGCCGACACUGUUCAGCUCAUGGGCAGUUUCGAUGGCUGGACUAAUAUUAUUCCUCUUGUUAACUGCGGAGAUGAAUUUUUGGUAAUAAUUGAUCUGCCAGUAGGCGAGCACCAGUACAAGUUCCUUGUAGAUGGAGAGUGGACCAUCGAUGCAGAUGAGCCCCAUGUAGAAAAUGGCAGACAAUCAUUCAACAACCAACUCAUCAUCAAGGAGUCUGACUUUGAAAUUUUUAGGGCCCUCAAAGCAGACGACAAAACAACUGAAAAACUCGACGUUGGCUUUGGCCAGGAGCUGCCCCCAAAUAUGAGUUCGCACCACCGGCCACCCACAAUCCCCCCCCAACUGCUGCAGAUCACACUUAACAAAGAAUUACCUGUGCCUUGCGAUCCUGAGAUUUUACCAGUUCCACAGACGCCAGAGUUGAAUCAUUUGUACGCCCUGUCAAUCAAGGGAGGUGUCAUCACCAUGAGUUCCAUGCAUAGGUACAAGAAGAAAUUCAUUUCAACUGUCUUCUACCAGCCAACUUGAAAGACUUCCCUCUCCUAUUUCUCUCCCUCUUUCUUUCUCUCUUUCUCUUUUUUCCCCUCUCUCUCUCUCUCUCUCUCUUUCUAAAUUUAUAUAUAUAUAUAUAUAUAUAUAUCUCUAAAUUUUUAUAUAUAUAUAUAUAUAUAUAUACAUAUAUAUACACGCACACAGAUAGACAGACAAACAGACAUACACACAAAUAAACGCAUUUUAUUUCUUGCCAACAUAGGUCUGCUUUAGUAAUCUUAUAUAUAUAUAUAUAUAUAUAUAUAUAUAUAACAUAUAUAUAACAUAUAUAUAUAUAUAUAUAUAUAUAUAACGUAUUUACACACGCCCGUUUAUAUUGUUAUGUAUCAUAAUUUUAUUGAUUCUAAGACUUAAUUGAGCAAUUUUUUUACAAUCAUGUAUGUUAUAACUAUAUAUGCACAUAUAUUUCUCUCCUUCUCUCUCUAUCCCUCUUUCUCUCUCCAUCUCUCUCUAAAAAAGAAUUUUGAUAUUAUUAAAUGAAUUAAUGACAAUAAAUUGAGUUUGUUAUUUGAA
This is a messenger RNA of Helobdella robusta, 1720 nucleotides long. RefSeq lists its product as hypothetical. Gene Ontology annotation, cellular component: nucleus; nucleotide-activated protein kinase complex; cytoplasm. Gene Ontology annotation, molecular function: protein kinase binding. The transcript is spliced from 9 exons. Gene Ontology annotation, biological process: signal transduction. Bases 410 to 1183 code for a protein of 257 amino acids. The record is from RefSeq and is a predicted model, not a curated record. Lineage: Eukaryota; Metazoa; Annelida; Clitellata; Rhynchobdellida; Glossiphoniidae.